This is a messenger RNA of Branchiostoma floridae (Florida lancelet), 468 nucleotides long. RefSeq names its product YEATS domain-containing protein 4-like. The transcript has 5 exons. Gene Ontology annotation, biological process: regulation of DNA-templated transcription. Bases 1 to 468 code for a protein of 155 amino acids. NCBI's taxonomy places the organism in Eukaryota, Metazoa, Chordata, Leptocardii, Amphioxiformes, Branchiostomatidae. The record is from RefSeq and is a predicted model, not a curated record.
AUGCUCCUGGUGCAUGCAGUGGUGACAAAGCCUCCAUACGAGAUCACGGAGACGGGCUGGGGAGAGUUUGAAGUCAUCAUCAAAAUCUACUUCAACGACCCCAACGAGAGACCGGUCACAUUGUACCAUUUCCUGAAGCUAUUCCAGACAGACACCAACAUCAUGCUUGGGAAGAAGACACUGGUGUCAGAACAUCAUGAAGAGUUGAUCUUCCAGGACCCGACUCAGAUGAUGCAGACGAUGUUGAACAGCACAAGACAGAUCACCCUUGGGCCCUGGAAACACGAGACAGACUUUGCCGAACGGGAACAAAAGACACUGGAGAAGAUCGGGAAUGCCAGAAAAAAGAUUAGACUAGAAAUCGCCGACUUGAAGGAAAGGCUCAAGGGCAACAAACAGACCAUCCAGAUGUUUAAGGAAGAAAUCAGAAAGUUGGAAGAAACAGAGCAAGUUGAAACAGAGACGUGA